Molecule: messenger RNA, 1753 nt
Organism: Xiphias gladius (swordfish)
Lineage: Eukaryota; Metazoa; Chordata; Actinopteri; Istiophoriformes; Xiphiidae
Gene: commd10
Product: COMM domain containing 10
Exons: 7
Coding region: 102-698 (198 amino acids)
Source: RefSeq, a predicted model, not a curated record
GUGACAACAGGAAGGAGGAAUAACAACAGUGCGAGGAUGCUGCUGCUGUUUUGACACUUUUCCACUCUUCGUUUUUCAUUUGGAGAAAGCAACAGACAACAAUGACUUCUAUCAUAAAAGAAACACGAAGCAUAAAAGAAGCGGUGACUUUCAUCAAUGCGAUUGAUGUGAACAAGUUCUCCAGACUGAUCUCUCGCAUCAUACAAAAGCUUCAUCUGAAGGGAGAGCGGACGUUCAGUGAAGAAGAGGAGCAAAAACUUCAGGCUGCUCUCUCAUUGGAUAAACAGGCUCUCAAUCUAGUCCUGGAAACAGCUGCCUUCAUACUAGAGCAGGCAGUGUAUCAUAAUGUAAAGCCAGCCUCUCUGCAGCAGCAGCUGGAGGCGGUUCAUCUGAACCCAGACAAGGCCGAGGUUUUCUCUCAAACCUGGGCCACCGCUGGACCUGAGCUGGUGGAGAAGCUCAAGCACAACAUCUUUGCCCCAAAGAAGCUGGAGUAUGUCGGUUGGCAGUUGAACCUGCAGAUGGCCCAGUCCAGCCAAGCCAGACUGAAAUCUCCCAGUGCUGUCCUCCAACUGGGGCUCCUCAAUGAAGACUCUGAGGUUCAGGAAAAUGCCUUUGUUGAGUUUAAUCACCAGGAGCUGCUUGAGUUCUACAACAAGCUUGAAAUCGUACAAGGCCAGUUGGAUUCCUUGACUUGAUGCCUGGUGCUCUUUGUACAACCACACACAUGUUGUUAGUGUUUUUGCUAACAGCUAUACCAGCUGUUAGGAGCCUAGCAAUUCUACUCUUGCUCUGAUUUAUUAGACAAAAAUGUCAAAAUUUGCAAGCAGGAGUUUCUUUCCCUUUUUAGCUCAAUUUUAUCCGGGUUUGUGCUAAGAAUUUAGAGAGGUCGGUGUAAUAAAUCUCAUUGUGCUUUGAAUUUUUAUGUUCUCAUCAAGGAGAUGGUGGGAACAUUACCUUUUUCAAUAUAAAUAAUUUUCGUUACCCUACAGUAAGUAACUCAAUGUUUGAUUGUUCUAUAAAUUAGUUAUAAGGAGAUGUUUAAAUGUGGCAAUAGUCAGUGAUCUUACAAAUUCCUGCGUACCCAUAUAAAAAAGGCAGUGGAAAGAAAUUAAAAGUCAAAGUGUUAUUUUCACUUGAAACAAAUGAAUUUUGUAACUUGGAGAAUGAAUGCCAUCCUAAUAAAAUCUGAAUUGGAGGUGAAAUCCAUCCAAGCUGUUGUUAUUUAGUGAAGGCUCAUUAUUUCUCAUUGAGACCAACCUGGACUGCUGAUUCAACAGAUGGAAGUUCUGGGAGAUGCAGCGGACCUCCAGUGUGUGCGCGUGCGUACGUGUGUGUGCGUGUGUGCACGCAUGCACGUGUCUCUGUGUAGAUGGAUGCACGAAUAUGACCUUGUUCUUGCAUCUGUCCUUCCUUGUGUGUGUGUGCGUGUGAAUAUUUCCUCACAUCCCUUCCUUUGAAUGAAACCUUGAAAAGUUCCAAGAUUCCCAGGUGUUGUUCUCCUAUGCAGAUUUAGUAAAACCCAGCCCUAUCAGAUCUACCCAAUGGCUCUGCUCUGAAGUGGGCUUUAUAUUCCUUCUGAACUGCUUGUUGGAUGAUUAGAGCUUCAGUAUCCCCCUCCCCCCACACCUUUCUGACAUCAGACAAGGGGAGUCUGUGUCCAACCAUUACUGUUAUUUUUCGAAACUGAAGAUCUGAUCUUCACACUAUCUUCACAUUGUGUUUGGCCAGGGGAAGAAGAAUAUACUUUUGU